This is a messenger RNA of Plenodomus lingam JN3, 900 nucleotides long. RefSeq lists its product as uncharacterized. The record is from RefSeq and is a predicted model, not a curated record. Lineage: Eukaryota; Fungi; Ascomycota; Dothideomycetes; Pleosporales; Leptosphaeriaceae.
AUGUCAACUAAACUUGACUCCGCUUCUAUCGCGCGUCUUUCUCUACAUGACCCCAGCCACUUUAGCAUCCAACACUCCCAAACCCUCCACCGCCUGAAACUCCUGCAGCAUUGGAAAAUCCCCACAGGCUCUAAAGUUCUGGAAUUAGGAUGCGGACAAGGGGACAGUACGACUGCGCUUGCAUGUGCUUUGGGUGACCAGGGAAAGGUGGUGGCAGUCGAUCCAGCAGAAUUGGACUAUGGUUCACCCUAUACUCUGGGCCAAGCGCAGGAUCACAUUUCGCAGGGUCCGCUAGGCAGUCAAAUCACUUGGGUCCAAAAAACUCCUAUAGACUACCUCUCCUCACUCCCCUCUCCUUCUACCACCUCCUUGCCGUCCCAUAGCGACAGCAAAGUGUUUGACGCAACAGUUCUCGCACACUGCUUAUGGUACUUUUCCUCACCCUCGCUUAUCCUUUCUACCUUCCGUGCCCUCAAGCAGCACAGCAAACGUCUCCACCUUGCUGAGUGGUCAUUGGUAGCCACGCAUCCCUCUGCCCAGCCUCACGUACUAGCUGCGCUCACCCAGGCAGCACUGGAGUGCCGUAAAUCCGAAAGCAUCUCAAACGUCCGCACGGUGCUGGGACCGAAACGGCUUACAGAGCUGGCUCUGGCCGCCGGAUGGCAGCUGGAGAAUGAGGUUCGCGUCCAGGGGGAAGAGGGGUUGUUGGACGGCCAGUGGGAAGUCUCUGCUUGUCUUGCUUCCUCUUUUGAAAAGGAAGUGGAGGAACAAGUGGGUGAUGAGAGGGAGCGGGGAGUGGUUCUUGCAUUACGGGAUGCGUGUGAGGCAAGCUUGGACGGUGUGCAAGGAGGUCGGAAAGAAGUCAAGGUCAUGGAUGUUUGGGUUGCUAGUUUCAUCUGA